Molecule: messenger RNA, 1272 nt
Organism: Cylindrotheca closterium
Lineage: Eukaryota; Bacillariophyta; Bacillariophyceae; Bacillariales; Bacillariaceae
Source: the annotation of a GenBank genome assembly
AUGAACCGUCAACGAAAGGUGGAAUCAGCGGUUAUUCGUAGCACCGUUUCUAGCGACAUGCCUAGUAUGGAGAAGCCAAGGACUCUUGCUGUCAUUCAAGAGGCCAAGGACCGGGAUGAGAAUCACAAGUUAAACUCAAAAAAACGUGCUAGAACAGAGGAGUGUUAUGAGAACUCCCCAUCAUCAUCGUCCUCUGACACGUCUAACCCACAACAACAACAACAAGUCACGCAUUCUUCGACACCCAUCAUGCCACGUGAUCGACUCCGAACCAUGGUGAGACACUUUGACUCCAAGGACAAGAGCGAAUUCGCCUGGCGAAUCCACAAACAUAAAAAAAAGAAGCACCAAACCGAGUACUGGUACGACUUUGAACCACCUGAAAAAUUCUGCUCGAACAAUGCCUUUGUCCCCAUUGAAUACAAUUCACAAAUACCGUCGAAUACCAAAAAGAACCAAAUCAAAAAGAAGACCACUUCAGAAGUGUUGAAGAAAGGUGUCCAAGGAAUUCAUUUUGCCAUUGGAUGGGAGGAACUCUUUGGCCUGAUAUUGGAUUGUGGAAUAUUUGGCAACGAUCCAUUCUUUCAAGGAGAAUCGAGGCUUGAUCCAGUUCACAGCGAUAAACUUCCAGAGCUGAUUGGGUUCCGACCAGCUCGUUUGGAUUUGUCGGGUACCAACAACAAUCUUAGUCGCACCACCGUGGGACACAUCCUUGCAAGCGAAACAAGGAAGCAACCUCGCAAGGCCACUCGGGGAAUCAAAUACACUACUGCACCAAGUCCCAAAAAAUCAUUGUCAAAGCGCAGGGCAGGUCGGGAUCCGUCAUCCUGCGGCGAGUGGAUUCCCACCACGGUCCAAGGCAACGCGAGAUCCUCCUUGAGCCAUGCCAAAAAGAAGGCGAAAUCUGACAAGAAUAGCAAACAGCCAGUCGAGAAAGAUUCAUUGUCGCUUGAAGAAGAAUCAGAAGAGGAUCUCAUUGUUCCUCCGAAGAUUACUGCUAGGAAAAGCGCCAAGUGUUCGGCGCCCAGUAUAGAUUUCAACACGGUAGCGAUCCCCAGCAAACAACGACGCCAAAAACGACAAGAAUCGAUCCUGGAUUCCGCUGGGGAAGAAGAUCCAGUCGGAGGCAAAGACAAUGCUGCCAAUCAUGCGGACGUCAAGACCAAUCAAAAUGAAGUAGAGUCUCACAAAUAUGAUGAUUGGCGACCAUCCACUCCACCGACACCCCCAGUGCAAUAUUGGCUAGAGCUUUAUGGGCAGCACGAUAUAUAA